Molecule: messenger RNA, 851 nt
Organism: Oryza brachyantha (malo sina)
Lineage: Eukaryota; Viridiplantae; Streptophyta; Magnoliopsida; Poales; Poaceae
Exons: 3
Coding region: 117-431 (104 amino acids)
Source: RefSeq, a predicted model, not a curated record
GUCGGGUCGGCACGGGCACGGCAGGAGGACGAAGAAGAAAAGGAGUAGCGACCGAAAGAAAGAAAACCAAAAGAGAGUAUUGAAGCAGCGAGCGGCGAGGCGAGCGAGUCCCGGCAAUGGCGAUGGCGCAGCCCGGGCCGCAGCAACGGCGGCUCGGCCUUGGCGCCCUCCCCCUCGCGGCGGUGCUUCUCCUCCUGCUCUCCCUCUGCCUCCUCGCUCGCGCCGGCGCCGCCGUCGCCGCUACGGUCUCGGCUGAAGCCAAUCUCGAACGGAAAGAGGGAGCGAUGAUGGCGACUGCACCUGAGGAGGAGGACGCCGUGGUAGGACAGGAGGCCGCGGCGGAGGGUGACCGGCCGGAGAGGAUGGAGAUGGAGACCAUCGACGACUACGUCCCGUUCGGCGCCAACAACCGGCACAACCCGCAUCCAUGAUCACAUGCCGAAUCUUUAGUACUGCUUCUGCUUGCCUUUUAGCCUACACGGUUAGUUGUUUGAUCGAUGCGAGAUCAUCCUGUACCUGUAACUGUGUUAAUCUGUAGUCAUGCAAUUGUACUUCACCUAGGAUGUCUGCUUCUCGUUUUCGUAUUAGAAAGAGAGAUCGAGACAAGCAUCUCCAGUUUUGUCCGAUCGAGUUCAUGCAGCUCUGCAAGCUCUUGAAAUGGAGGCAGCACACAUUUGUCAACUCACAGGGAGAGCUCGGUUUUAGCGGUGAAAGGUUGUGCUGUCGACCCUAAAUUUCACGUAACGGAAUGCUGAAAAGCAACCAUGUGGACAGGACGCAGCAAUAACUAAGAACUGCACCUGAGAGAUCUCUACUCACCAACACGAUCAAAUCCGGCACGAUAUAUGUCG